This is a messenger RNA of Triticum aestivum (bread wheat), 1277 nucleotides long. RefSeq names its product F-box protein AFR-like. Bases 1 to 1089 code for a protein of 362 amino acids. Lineage: Eukaryota; Viridiplantae; Streptophyta; Magnoliopsida; Poales; Poaceae. The transcript has 2 exons. The record is from RefSeq and is a predicted model, not a curated record. Gene Ontology annotation, molecular function: protein binding.
AUGGACCAUAUCUAUCAAGAGGUAAUAGCACUGCAGGUCCCUGAACUUGCAUGUCAGCCCCCUCCCUUUCUCUACCACCGCCUGUUCCGCACCGUCUCCUCCAACUGGAACCGGUUCCUCACCGAUGCGCCGGGGGCCGCCGCCAAGACCAAGGGCUCGGCCCCGCCGGCGGCGAUGGUCUCGCUCUCGCUGCCGUUCCUCUUCGCCUUCGCCUUCGACCCCGUCUCGCGCCGCCUCCAGUGCCAGGCGCUCGACCCCUUCUCCCGCCGCUGGCUGCUGCUGCCCCCGGUCCCCUGCGGCACCGCGGCCGGCUCGUUCGCCGUCGUGGGCCUCCCCGCGCGCGGCGAGAUCUAUGUGAUCGGCGGCGUGGAGGAGGGCGGCGACAAGGCUGUGAGCAGCGUGGCCGUCUACAGCGCGGCGACCAACGGGUGGGGGCAGGUGGCCGGCAUGAGGACGGCGAGGGGCUACAUGGCGGCCGGCGAGGUGGGCGGGCGCGUGGUGGUGGCCAGUGAGGACGGAGAGGCGGAGGUGUUCGACCCAGAGGCCGGUCGCUGGUCGCCCGCGGCUCCCCGUGGCGGCGCGGCCGUGGCGAGGUACGACGCGGCGGCGGCGGGCGGCAAGCUGUACGUGACGGAGGGGUGGGCGUGGCCGUUCGAGCGCGCGCCGCGGGGCGCGGUGUACGACGCGGCGGCGGACGCGUGGUCCGACAUGGCGCGCGGGAUGCGGGAGGGGUGGACGGGCUCCUGCGCCGUGUCGGGCGGCCGGAUGUACAUCGUGGCCGAGUACGGCGAGUGGCGGCUGAAGCGGUACGACGAGCCGCGGGAUGAGUGGCGGAUGGUGGCCGGCGGCGGGGUGCCACAGGAGGUGCGGCGGCCGCACGUCGUGGCGGGCCAGCUGGAGGAGGUCGGCGGCGGCCGGCGCAGGAUCUACGUGGUCUGCGCGGGCCUCGACGUCGCCGUCGGCACCGUCGUGUCCGCCGCCAACCACGGCGCCGGCACGGAGGAGGAGCGGGUGGAGUGGGAGGUCGUCAAGGGCCCCGAGGAGUUCGUCGGGCUGGCGCCGUGCAACGCGCAGGUCCUCUACGCCUGAGCCGCCAACCAAGCUCGUCGGCGCCAGGCACCGGCGGGGGAAAGGGAAAGGAGACCCGACCCUGGGCCCGCACGUCAGCCACCAGCGCCUCCGUCAUCGCCGAGCCAGUAGCUCACUGCUGACGCCGCAGCGGUCGGGCAGCUACUGUUACUAGUACUCUACUAGCCAGCCGAGCGCACGGGCGGGCG